Molecule: messenger RNA, 1295 nt
Organism: Prorocentrum cordatum
Lineage: Eukaryota; Dinophyceae; Prorocentrales; Prorocentraceae
Source: the annotation of a GenBank genome assembly
CUCCUGUACAGGAUCAGGUCCGACUUAAAACCAGCGGCACCCUACACGGAUUGAUUCUGAAAUCCGAGAACUCAUCAGUGACCGCCGCGGGCUCAAGCGGCGAGAGGACUUGCCCGAGCAGGGAAAACAGGCGCAGCGCACAGUCCUCGGCAAGCAGAUCAAGAAUUUGAUAGCGGGAAUCGCAAGUGGAACGGCGUGCUGACAAAAUCAAUGCCAUUAUAUCGGAUGUUCGUGGCAUCGAGGAGAUAGGCCUGAUGUAGUCAGCUUCAAAGCGGCAACACAUUUCGAGAGCGAUUGACAAAUACGAGGCGGCACAGGACACGAAGGAAAACAUCGCCGGUGUGUUUGCUCAGUCAUACGAAGACUUGUACGCAAGCCAAGGAGCCCACAGCGAGCCUGUCCCGUCGUCGUCAGCUACUGUGCAGCCUUUCACGCGAGAAGAGCUGAAGCGACCCUUAAAGACGAUGAAGAAUGGGAAAUGGAAUGAUAGGUCGGGAGUAAUGGCGGAAAUGCUGAAGAACGGGAGCGAUAUCUUGCAUGAUCGUGUCUUGCAGCUGUUCAACGAGGUGCUCUGGCCAGAAAGUGAGCCGCCUGAAGCUUGGAGGCAAUCAAGAUUGGUCGUCAUCUUCAGGAAGGGCGACCCCGAGCUGCACCAGAAGUAUAGGCCGAUCGCAACAUUACCAAUUUUGUACCAGCUGUUCGCCAGAAUGGUCUGCGACCGUGUCCAGCCUGUCCCCAUGUCGAAACUGCCGCCCGAGGGGUACUCGACUGAGGACAGCUUACUCUCGCUAAUUUUACUUCUGGAGAAGUGCAAGGAAUAGAACCAAUGCGCAUGGCUGUGCCUCGUAGACUUCGAAAAGGCCUUCGACACAGUGGAGCACAACGCGCUGAGGAGAGUUCUCUGCGAUUUCGGCGGCGAUGUGCCCUACAUUGCCUUGUUGUAUAAGUUGUACCCGAAUCAGUUAGCUCUUGUCUCUACCAGAGUCGAAUCUCGGAUUUUUUGUUUGGCGCGGGAAAUCAAACAUGGCGACCCUGUCAGUGCGCUGCUCUUCAUUGCCGUUAUGGAGUCGUGUUUCAGGAAGCUGAAGGAAGGAUGGCAUUCUCUCAACAAACGGCGCACACAGCAGUACCACGGCUUCGUCAUCCAUGACCCAGAGGAACCGCUCACGAGCCUUCGUUUCGCCGACGACGUGCUGAUGCUCGCGCAGAUCAAUGCCGAUGCCCGCAAAAUGCUGGCCGACCUGAAGAAGGAGGCUUCGGUAUAUGGUCUCACCUGGGCAAAACGAAGAUCCUCA